AUGCUCCGCGGCAUGCUGCUGCUGAUCUUCCUUGUCGCCUCCGUGCCUUUUGGGACAGCGAAGCCAAAGCGUGGCCGGCCACGAAUUCCUCGUGAAUGGCAGUUGUCCGAACUAGAGGGUGAGCCAGAUGGCGACCGCUGCAAAUUGACCGGCCAGAAGCACUUGCACUUGCUGGCGCCAGCAACCGCCUGCUGCUACAGCAGGAUUGUGAAGAACAGUUCCUGCUGCAUGGACCAGGACAUCGCCUCUGGGGUAAAGCAGAAGUCCUUUCAGAGGAAAGGCGCAACCUGGGAUUGCAAUGAAGACAACUGCUGGGAUGAGCUGCAGGGCUUGAGGGGCAGAGACACCAUGUGGAUACCUGACGGUGCGACCUGCUCGACCCCUAGGACGCUCUACACCCACGGAGGCAGCUGGAUGUAUGGCUCACCCACCACCGACUCCUAUGCCCAGCUGGGGUCUCGACUGGCCCAGGUCACCGGCUCUGUGGUCAUGCUCCAUGAUUACCCGCUGGUGCCGGCAGGCAACUAUACUACCAUCCUUGAGUGGGCAAUCACUGCUUUGCAAUGGCUCUCCAAAAAUGGCCCUGUUGAUGGCUGCAAAGAGGAAGUGCCCCUGUUUGUCGGUGGAGACUCCUCUGGUGGCGGCACGACGCUGUCAUUGGUACUGACCCUUCAGAGGAGGCCUCACCUACUGAGCCAGAAGUUGGCGGGUGCCUUUCUCUUCAGCCCAUGGACGAACCUCAUGUGCAACACGCCGGAGUACUACACCAAUGCGUUUUCCAGAAUCCAGGGGCAGGGCAAAUUUAAGGAUGACUCUGAGCUGACUAUGUACACUGGGGACAUCAUGUUCCAGGAGAUCACGCCUGAGAAUGCAGACGCCUUUUCAGGCAAUGCGGUGGACUACCUUGGAGGUUCUGCUGAACUGCAAACAGACCCUGUGGCGUCUCCCUUCUUCGCGCACCCGGCAGACUUCGCAGGCGACAACAUGCCGCCCUUGUACUUUGCCGUGGGUGCUUCUGAAUCCAUUCUCGGGGACUCCGUGCAUGUGGCGCAGCGCGCUGCCCAGGGCGGGUCAGACGUGAUCCUGGAGGUUUACCACGCAAUGUGGCACGUGUUCCCCAUGUACUCGGAAGGCUGUGGCCUGGGGCAACCACUCUGGUCAGCCGCGAAUGCCUUGAACCAGACGGGGCUCUUCGUGCGCCACAUCUACGAAACCGGCAGGCUCCCGUACCAGAUGAAGCUGGAGGGUCCACAUGGCGGACCCCCUGAAUCCAGCAUCCUUGCGAGCUUCUGGAAGCCGGGAAAGAGCAAGGUGCCUGUCUUCAGGUACCUCUACGAUCCUGAAGUAAAGCAAUUUGCGAAAGUGGGAGAACUCAUGCCCCAAACGGACGCCGAGUACGGCUACAAGGACAUGAUCAAGAGCCUUGCAAAGCAAUCGCCGUGGCUUGUCCUUCCGUCCAUAACAGGCGCCGCUGCUGGAAUCUUCUUCCUUGGCUUCUGCCUGGGCGGAGUGACUGAGUAUAGCGGCGAGCGAGCAGUGCAACGCUUCACGAAGGUCCGACAGUUCAGGCGGCGCGAAGAUGAGCUUCUCCGCGCGGGCACAGCACCGGACCUUGUGGCGCCGCUGAUGGAAAUUGAAAAGACGAGCAGUCGGCUGCGCAGCAGGCCGAGCUUCAUCCAGGACUUUGUCAAGGGCGUGCCCGAGAGCAAAGGGGAGAAGCUUUGA
Effrenium voratum is the source of this 1725-nucleotide messenger RNA. Lineage: Eukaryota; Dinophyceae; Suessiales; Symbiodiniaceae. The record is from the annotation of a GenBank genome assembly.